Akanthomyces muscarius is the source of this 1524-nucleotide messenger RNA. RefSeq lists its product as uncharacterized. NCBI's taxonomy places the organism in Eukaryota, Fungi, Ascomycota, Sordariomycetes, Hypocreales, Cordycipitaceae. The record is from RefSeq and is a predicted model, not a curated record. Gene Ontology annotation, biological process: RNA polymerase II preinitiation complex assembly; transcription initiation at RNA polymerase II promoter. Gene Ontology annotation, cellular component: transcription factor TFIID complex. Gene Ontology annotation, molecular function: RNA polymerase II general transcription initiation factor activity. Bases 1 to 1524 code for a protein of 507 amino acids. The transcript has a single exon.
AUGGCCGACGCGGGACCAGGCACACCCGCGGGGCCUCCCAAACCGCGCCUCAAGAUCAACGUUAAUCGAGCCGCCUCCUUUGUCACCGACACACCGCCGUCAGCCGUGGCCGCGACUCCUGGCGAAGGCGGCAGCUCGCGCAAAGUGAAGCUCAAGCUCAGCGGCUCGACACCUGCCACGCCCGGCGCCGAGCAGGCGACACCUGUCAAGACCAAGGCCGGAAGACAGCCGAAGCCCACACAGAAGCUCGUAGAGAGCAAGAAGCGACAGCGAGACGAUGACGACGACGACGAUAUGCCCCUCGCGGCCUCGGCGCCGCCCGCGACAAAGAUCAAGAUUCGACAGGCCAAGGCCCUAGCAGCGGCUGGCGCUGCCCAUACCCAAGUGGUGCUGAAAGCGCGCGGGCGUCCGCCGGUGCACCCACCGGGUGACGGGUACGAUUCCGAGGCCAGCGAUCGCGAGCUGGACCCUGCGAUUGAGGAGCAGUUUGUCAUGCGCAUGGUGCCGGGCGAGCACAGCGACUACGUGCGCGCCAUGAUGGAGACGGGCAAGAUUGGCGUGAGCCGGCAGCAGGGCGGGGCCAACAUUUCGCUGAAAUUCUUUGACGAGGAGUCGCACCGCGCGGUGGUGACGGUCAAGGGGCAGAUGUUUGCGGCCGUCAUGGUGGACCUGCCGACCAUUACCGAGUCGAUGAAGACGUGGGACAAGAAGUCCUUUCUCAAGUCGGCCGACGUCUGCCAGAUGCUGCUCGUGUUCCAGCCCGUCAAGACCGAGGACGAGGCCAAGAAGGCGCCGCUGCCGAGCAUGAUUGACGGCAACUUCAAGUGGCCGCACGGGCUGACGCCGCCGAUGCACGACUGCGUGAACCGGCGCUUCGCCAAGACCAUCUCGCGCAAGGAGAUUGAGGACAAGGAGCAGGAGGUCGAGCGGCUCCUCUCCGAGGAUGGCAUGGCGGACCGCACCGCGUGGGAGUGGGUGGACGAGGCUGGCGAGAACGGCGCCGGCACCGCGGGCGAGGAGGAGGACGCCGAGGGUGAAGACGCCGAGGGCGAGCUCGACGAUUCCAUGGGCUACUUUGGCGCCGAAGACGGCGAGGACGGCGCGGAGGGCGAUCUGGACCUCGAAGCGGACCUGGAGGCAGCCUUUGCGGAUGAUUUGGUCGCGGACACGCCCGCGACAGGCAUGGAAGUCGGCACACCCAUGAUGACGACGCAAGCCAACACCCCCGCCGUGCACCAGUCCAUCGAGAUGGACAUGUCGGAGGAAUCAGACGAAGAUGACGACGACGAUGAUGACGACGACGACGACGAGGAUCUGGACGAGGACCAGCGCGCGGCACGCGACGAGGCGCAGGGCGUCAAGGACAUCAUCAACGAUCUCAAGAAGCAGCUCAACCACCGCCGGGCCGACCUCGAAAAGACGCAAAACAAGAUUCUGCGGCAGCGUCUGGAGAGCCAGAUCAAGCAGCUCAAGUCGGAGAUUGAGCUGAAAAUGUCGUCGAUUGGUAUGGAAAUGGACGACUAG